AGCAUACCACCUUUCUCCCAAAACCAUCUCAUAUUUCCAAACCAAGCUUUGAAACAGACAAAGCAAGCAAAACAUGGCUCCGGUUGUCUCAAAAGUUGGGAUUAUUGGUGCCGGAGUGAGCGGCAUAGCGGCUGCGAAACACCUAACCCAUCACAACCCUAUUGUCCUCGAGGCCUCUGACUCCAUUGGAGGGGUCUGGAGGCAUUGCUCGUACAACUCCACAAAGCUUCAGUCUCAUCGACGCGAUUACGAGUUCUCUGACUUUCCUUGGAAUGAUAGGGACAAUCCAGAAUACCCUUCUCACCUUGAGAUAUUGGAUUACUUGAACUCUUAUGCUGAGCACUUUGACGUGCUCAAGUUUGUGAGGUUCAACUCCAAGGUCGUCGAGGUUCGCUUUGUUGGUGACUGGGAAACCAUUGAUGCUGGUUUUAAACCACCGGCGGGUCAGCCUGCUUGGGAAGUUGCUGUGCAGACCAGUGGUGAAGAUACCAUUCAGUGGUACGCCUUCGAGUUCCUUGUGGUCUGUAUUGGGAAAUAUGGUGACAUACCCAGAAUUCCAGAUUUUCCACACAACAAAGGCCCUCAAGUGUUUCAAGGUCAGGUUCUGCAUUCUCUUGAUUACUGCAAACUAGACAAGGAAGCUGCUUCUGACUUACUCAAGGAUAAGAAGGUCGUCGUGGUUGGCUACAAAAAAUCAGCCCUUGAUUUAGCUGUGGAGUGUGCUGACGCAAAUCAAGGACCAAAAGGGCAACCAUGCACAAUGGUGGUGAGGACUUUACACUGGACACUUCCCCAUUACUGGGUUUGGGGUUUGCCAUUUUUCUUGUUCUAUUCAACAAGGGCUUCACAGUUUCUCCAUCCAAGACCUAAUCAGAGUGUCCUCAGGACCCUCACUUGCCUUCUAGCUUUAUCUCCUUUGAGGCAUGCAAUUUCAAAGUUCAUCGAAUCAUACAUUCUGUGGAAGCUUCCUUUGGAGAAGUAUGGACUAAAACCAGAUCACUCUUUCGAGGAAGACUACGCUUCCUGCCAGAUGGCUAUCACACCUGAGAACUUGUUCUCCGAGGCUGAUAAGGGAAGGAUCGUGUUCAAGAGAUCACAAGGAAACUGGUGGUUUAAUAAAGACGGAAUUGAGUUUGACGACGGCAGUAAGAUCGACGCUGAUGUUGUGGUCCUUGCAACUGGCUAUGAUGGUAAGAAGAAGCUCAAAGCCAUCUUACCAGAUCCCUUCAGAAGCUUGUUGGAAUACCCUUCUGGUAUUAUGCCCUUGUACAGGGGUACAAUCCAUCCUUUGAUCCCAAACAUGGCUUUUGUGGGUUAUCUGGAGAGUGUUUCGAACCUGCAUUCUUCUGAGUUGCGCAGCAUAUGGCUGGGUCGACUUAUAGAUAAUAAGUUUAAGCUCCCAAGUGUGGAUAAAAUGCUCGAGCAGACAACUAAAGAGCUGGAAGUGAUGAAGGACACCACCAGGUUCUACAAGAGGUUCUGCAUCUCUACUUUUAGCAUCAACCACAGUGACGAAAUUUGUGAGGAGAUGGGAUGGACAUCUUGGAGGAAGAAUACCUGGUUGGCAGAGGCAUUUAGCCCUUAUGGGAGUCAAGACUAUCUGCAGAAAUACUGAACCCAAGUUCAUUUGCAAACUAGUUACUACCCUUUAAAAAUUUAUAAUUGUGAUGUUCUUUACAUCAGAACUAAAAUAAAGAUAACCCAUAUGCAUAAGAAUAAUGAAAGCAAUGUGCAAUAUAGAGUAAUAGUGAUUCAUAACUUAUCCAUCUCAAUGAAGAAUUUGUCAUUUGUUUACCUUUUGAAUUCCCAGAAAUUUAUGAUGUCAUAAUACUGCAGAAGGCAGGGAAAAGAGAUAAAAACAUGGGCUGCUUGUAAUAGUCACAAUGCAUAUUCCAUCACACUUUUGACCUAAAUCUUCCACACUGAAAUUGAC
Rosa chinensis is the source of this 1933-nucleotide messenger RNA. RefSeq names its product probable flavin-containing monooxygenase 1. The transcript is spliced from 5 exons. Lineage: Eukaryota; Viridiplantae; Streptophyta; Magnoliopsida; Rosales; Rosaceae. The record is from RefSeq and is a predicted model, not a curated record. Bases 74 to 1615 code for a protein of 513 amino acids. Gene Ontology annotation, molecular function: NADP binding; N,N-dimethylaniline monooxygenase activity; flavin adenine dinucleotide binding.